Messenger RNA from Penaeus vannamei (Pacific white shrimp), 5215 nucleotides. Its product is annotated as gamma-glutamylcyclotransferase. NCBI's taxonomy places the organism in Eukaryota, Metazoa, Arthropoda, Malacostraca, Decapoda, Penaeidae. The record is from RefSeq and is a predicted model, not a curated record. Gene Ontology annotation, molecular function: gamma-glutamylcyclotransferase activity.
ACUAUACAUAAAUAAACUAAAAUUGACAAGAAAAUAGAUAACAGCACAUAGACCCACUGAAGUGAAUUCCCCAAAUAACAAACAAAAGAAAAAGGAAAAAAAAAGAAAAUGACCCCGCACCUCACAGCAGACGACGCCAAUCAGCUGAGCCAGUGAAUAACUAGACUAAACAAGUUAUUAUUGACCUAAUGCACGAUAUUCCUGCGUAUUCUCCCACUUUUCUCUGCAGAGAAGGCUCAUACGAGUGCACUCAGCAGAUGGGGACAACGCGGACUUUCAUUUUAGCGUAAUUGGUACUUCAAAUGUCUAUUGCGUCUGUCACGAGAAUGGCUUCCUGCAACUGCUUCCUCUACUUUGCCUAUGGCUCUAACCUCCUCACUGAGCGCAUCCACAUUAACAAUCCUUCAGCUAAGAUGGUGGACAUCGGCAAGCUGAAGGACUACCGUCUGGACUUCAACUACUUCAGUCAGCGGUGGCAGGGAGCAGCUGCAACCAUUGUGGAAGACCCCGGCAACCACUUGUAUGGAGUCCUCUGGGAAAUUGCCAAUGAGGACAUGAAGCACCUGGAUAAGCAAGAAGGUGUUGACCAUGGCGUGUACAAAGCCAUCGAAGUAGAUGUUGAGGCGUCUGACGGGAAGAUGGUGAAAGCUCGCUCAUACCAGCUCAUACGGCCCCUGGAGAAAGACCGACGACCAUCUUUCGUCUACCUGGAUGUCAUCUUGCGAGGUGCCAAAGAAAAUGGGCUUCCUAAGGAUUACAUAGACUUCCUGGAGGGCAUCGAGCACAAUGGCUACAAGGGCAAGGUGGAAGUCAACCUGAAUAUUAAUAAGCAGAAUGCUGAUUAAGUGUCGGCAUCGCUACGGUCUAAACUGUUUGCUUGGUUUUAAGGAACAGAUUAAGCAUCUUGAAGGUGGAAGAUGUUGAGUUUUAAAUUGUUAAGACUGUGUAUUUUGGUUAGGUGUUUUAAAUGUGAGUUCUGAUAUUUAUUUGUUGAGUAUUAUAUUUAUUUAUUUAUUUAUAAAGUUGGUCUGAGAUCAGCUUUUAUAAUUUAUAUUUGAAUAUCUAAGACAAUAGAUACUUCAUUUGAUGUGUUUAGGUUAAUGUAUUGAUGUAAUCUAAUGACCUUAUAUACAUGUUAAUUUAUGAAACUGAUGUUAGUAAUAACAUCAUAAAAAUAUUACUAUUAUUUUCCUCAUAUUUUACUGGUAAUAGAUCAUGUGUUGUGUUCUAUCCUAUUAUUUCUAGUCACUGAAUAUAGUUCACUUUAAAUUGCCAUGCAUAUGACUGUUUCAUGGCAGCUGAGAUUUGAGCACGUGCAUCAGGAGGAGAUUGAGUAAGAGAAACAGUCAAAACUGUUUUCCUUUUUUUUCUCUCUCUCUUUCUUUAGAUGGUUACACUAUUUUUCUUAAUUGCUCUUUGUCCAUUAUAGUUUGCAUGCCAUUUGUAAAAUGUUAUUUUGGUAAGGAGAGAUUUUGUUAUCGUCUACAUUUUUAUGGUAGCAGUAUCAUUUAUAUUUCCAUGACUGUUAUAAACAAAUUUUGAUAAAUGGAAAAGCACCAGCAGUAAGAUAUUGGGUAUGAAUAUAUGUUCUUAAGGUGAAGUGGAUUUGUCUUGUUCUGCUAGACUAGUUUGGUAUGCAUUCAGUUUACAUACUCAUUAAUGUUAGGAGAUGAUCACUUGUUUUAUUGCAACCGGAUGACAGUAAUGUACUUUCCUUUUGCAAUAUCAGUAUUGUCAGUUGCAAUAUUCUUAAUGGUAUUGAUUUGGCAUCUUGUAGACAUAUCAAGACUUCCCUGUCAUAAUCUAGCCUCUGUAGCCCAGUAACCAUUCCUAGCUCGACAGUGCUCCCAUCAGCCAAGUAGCAAGUAGGAAUGCAGGCUAGCUCACAAAAUGACCCUUCGCUUGUAGCUGAUGCACUCUUCCCUGCGAGUAAGGUCAGGUCGCAUUACUACAAUAACAAUGUAACAAGGUGUUUCAAUGCAUUCUUAACCACACUCUUUCAAUUACCAUGGAGGUUCCCAUACGUUGUAGCAUGGAUUUAGAGGCCAGACAGUAUCAAGUGCUAACCAAUAUUUGGUGGAUUGUUAGGUUAGUGUGAUGGUCUGGUGUAGACUAUGAUAAGCCGUUCUCUGCUCACUUCUCCUCACUCAGCUCAGAGAACGUAGAUAUACCCAAAAAGUAAAAAUCCCUGCAGUUCCUUAAUGUUAAGGGAUUCAAAGAAGUAGGCUUGUGAAUAGGCCUUCAACCCUCUCAACCACAUCAGUUUAUGGAAAAGUAACUUUGGGUAAAUCUUUUUUCCCCAGUAACUUUGUUUUGUUUGUAUAUUGUCCCCUUGGCAGUUCUAGUUUACAAAUGGCAGUGUAUAAUUGAUUGCUCUUAUCAUUUUAAUAGCAUUUGUUUAUUUCAAAAAGAUUGGUACUGGCUGAGUGCAAAGUCAACAGUUACAUGAAACACCAAAAUCACUUCAUGGUGCUGGAUAAAAGUCACAAGAACCAAUUUAAACAGAAAUCAUGUUGAUAUAAACCAGAACUUUGAGGGUCAUGGUCUGGGAAGUUUAUAUUUAAUUGCAAUAUGUUUUUUUUCUUUUCUUUUCUUUUCAAUACUAUUUUUCAUAAUUUCAGUCAUUAAAAUCAGCUAGUAGGAAAUAUGAAAUAAGUUAACAACCUUCAGAAGUUUUUUUUCCUAUAAAGUAAGGAUGAAAAUUUGGGCAUCUAUAUUACAGUUUUGAAAGACUGCCAAAGAAACAAAUGGAGUUAUUGUUAAGGAAGGUUAUAUUUAAAACUAGAGAUAUGAAAUUGUGCAUAAGAUUAAGACCUCUAUAUAAGUCUAUGAAAAUAAAGAGUCAGUUACAUUAAGGUUAGAUAAACUAAGGGAGAUGAUUAUGGUCAAGUGGAUGCCAAAGGAGAGAAGAAAGUUUUAUUGAUAAGAGGAACUUGUGAUGGAUGUUCUUGAAUGCUGUUAAUGUUCUGUGGUCUAUUGUAUAUGCAAGGUAACUAAAUUUUACAUUAUUUUGUUAUUUGCUCUCUUUGACUUUUACAAAUGGUUCUAUCUCUAUCUCUUCAUCAUUGUUAAUGUUCUUCUUUUAACCACAAGAAGAGUAAUGAACAGGACAAUCAGAGAAACAGUACGCCUGGGCACUGAAUGAUUGUAAAGUGGGUAUUUCUUUCCACUAUGGCAUUUAACUGUGUAAACGAAACCGUCUCGCAGCAGAAAAAAUCUGCUUGGUGCAAUGCCUUCAUUCCUACCAGUAUGCAUUUCUUAUUGUCUGUAACUGCAAGCAAGUCUCUUAAAUUGAGGCUUUGUCAGGACACUCAAUGUAAUUAUUUUGGUAUUUCAAGUUAUUUCAAGGUGUAUUCAGAGGCACAAGGUGGUGAUAAGAUUUAGUGUCAUUCAAAGGAAAACUCUCGGCACAGUAUUGGUCGAUACAGGUUUGGGAUUUUAUGGUUACAUUUCAGAAGGAUGUGUAUAUAUAUAUAUAUUUUUUAGUUUUUUUGCCUUUAUUUUUUAUCCUAACUUUUUACCAAAUUGUAAUGCAUUCCUAUUUUUUUGUAGUUUUCUGUAACAAAACUGAUUUUGUUUGUCCUGUUUAAAUUGUUCGGUAAAGACUGUGAAGAGAGAAAUGUUUGUUGCUCUGUAUUUAAUUGUCUGUAUUCUUAACAUAUGUAUGUGAAUAAAAAUCACUUUUACUCUGAACAUAUAUGGCUGAAUAUUAAUGACAUGCCAUAGGUCCUUAAAGAAAAACAUUGAUUUACAAGUCGUGAUUGUAAUAUUAUUUACAUUUUAACACUUUGUGAUUUAAACUGAGUAGUGAAGUUUAGUGUACCAAAAACAUAACAUUCAUGACAAAAAAGCACAUUGAUUUAUUUAGAAAACAUGUUUGUGUGCAGAUAUGUACUUUAUUACUGUCACUGCAGAUAUGUGGAUGUGAGGAUUAGCAGUGUUGCAUUAUGUUGGCAUGGUGGCAUACCCUGGUAGUCCUUUGUUGCAAUGGAUCUCCAGAAGCAUCAACAAUAAUACUGUGGUACUACUAUUUAGUGGUUUCACUGAUAGUAUCCACAACCUGAUUACUGUGUAAUCAAAACUUUUACUAUGGUCCAGAUUUUCGAGGGGCUUUGGAAGCCAUCUCAUUGUGCUCAUAGCACUGAUGGAGUAAGGUCAGGUUUUGGUUUUCAGUAAAUGUUAUACAGGAGCAGUUGGAUUAGUUGUGUGUUGUGAAGAAAAGAGUAAUGUUGCUCUGUUCACUUUCAAUUUGUUUUGGUGUGUUUCAGUACAGCUAAGUAAGUUGGAUACCAAAGGAAUUGGCAUUUGUAGGUGUAAGGCCAUUUAAGGACUUGUCUGUUGAAGAAAUAUAGAUUUGUUGCUUUACUUCUACUUUGUUUUAGAGAGAGUAUUGUAAAUCUCUACCUUAUAUCUUUGUAGGGAUUGCAAGUUCCGUUACUUGCAGGACAAAUGACUCAAGGCCAGACAUUGUGUUCAUGAUUUUUAUAUUGUUUGGAUCCAGUUAAUGAAAGCUAUCAAGUCAUGGUGUAAGCACAUCUUUGUGUUUUUAUUGCCAAUUAUGAUUACAAGCCAAAUACCUCAGCAUGAAUAUUGUCACAAAAGUGCAUGGAAUGUGUUCAAUUACAGGGUUUUCCUUGAUAUUAAGUUUUCUUUACUGUGUUACGCAAAGACAGGACCAAAAUGGACCAUUUUCUUUGAAGGUAUAAAGGUAUAGUAAUCCUCAGUACAAUGUUAAUUGCAUUUGAUAUUUAAACUCUUUUCUUUUCUUUUCUUUUAAGCGUAAUAUUCACUUACGAAAUGCUGCUACACUUUUGUAUACUAAUGUCAUACUCAAGGAAUUCGGUAGCCACUCAGGAACCUACUUUUCCCCAUCAAGAACUCAUCUGUGGCAUUCCUGCAAAAUGUUCUGUAUUGAUUUAGUCCCCAAUUUGAAGGUACAAUCUUGCUUGAAAAAUGGAAAGAAAAAUUAUCAUUCUCUACACUGGCAUUUGUUCUUUCUCAUUUCCUAUGUGGGAUUUAACUCAUCUCAAUUCUACUUGGGUCAAGGAACUCAUCCUUAGGUCGUCCUUAUCCCACAGAUGGUUCUGUGGGCUUGAAUGCCUCCUUAUUGGCUUAGGUGUUAGGCUGCCUUAUUUUAGCAUAAGCAUCACGGUACUUAAAACUCUUGCUGGUCUAACUCUGCCAACUUCAAACAAUAAAGAAGAGAUUAAAACUU